AUGCCUGCGCUCGUGUCCCUCUCGGCUGUGCCUGCGGAUCAGACCAUCCGCACCGAGACUAUUCUUACCGAGGGUGUUGACAUUCAAUCGUUCAAGGUGUCCAAAGGCCUCAGUCCCAACAGCAGUAAGAGUAGCAAUGUCCGUGCGCAGACCAGCAGCCUUCCGCGGUUAGACAGUGGCGCCUCCUUCAUGACCCAUGCCACCAACACCGGCCUCGUCCUCGAGCUGGUCCCAGAAUACAUAUCUUUCCGACUCCGAAGUGUCUCGUGCCGGGGCUUCCACGACAAAACCCAAGUCACCAUGAAGCUCCAAAACAUCUCCCAGUCCACAAAGGCCGCAAAGAACCUCGGCGACCAUACCCACCAAUCCUUCGACUUUGUCGCCACCGUCCAUAACAUGACAUUUGACAUCCUCAAGAUCGAUGUCUACGACUACAAAAAGGCCGCCUUUGGUCAGAACGCCAAAAUCGGUCGCGCCUACUUGCCUCUUCGCGACCUCCAAAAGAAGGUCGGAAACGCCUAUGACAACGAUGGCGAUGAUAACACAGAACCAGAACAGUCUGUCCUCUCGACUCGGUUUGAUGCUGCUGCUUUCUGUCAGAAGCAUGAUGAUAUCUUUGAGAUGGACUUGCCGCUCUACAAGCAUGGUUCUUAUUCCAUGUUCGGAUCCAGUCGCCACCAACAUCACCAUUCAGACGACGAGAAUGUUUUUACCAAGGGAUCAGAGACUGGACAGGAUAUCGCGGUGCCUACACCUCCUGUUCGUCAACGACCAGCUCGCGCAAAUUCGUUUGCUCAGAACGCCAUGAACGGAGUCGAGGUCGGUAUGGUCACCGUCCAAGCAACUCUGCAUUUCCAGGAUCAGACUAAGAACCCUGCCUUUGCCCAUCUCGGAAAGGGACCUACUCAGCAGCAGCAACAGGCGGCGUCCAGCAUAAGCAAUGCAUCCAUUUCCGAAUCAAGCGACCAAGGCGGACUUCACAGGACUCUCUCGCAAAAGUCCAGGACAAAGUCGAAUCAGUCCCUGGACUCAAUCCAUUCGGACGAGUCUUCAACCUUGGGCGUCAACCAUGUCUCAUGUAGCAGCACUACUUCGGACACAUUCCCGCCCGAGGGUGUCAGGAACUCUACCAACAGCAGUAUCGACUCCCCAGCCAUCUCGUCUCUUCCAAGACCCAUCCCAAUCGACGGCCCCACAAGGGUCUUGAGGACCCCUUCGUCGCCACCCAACUUGUCUCUGCACAGGAAUGGCGGAGACCCAACGGUUGGAUCCCCGAUUUCGCCGCCCUUGUCGCCCACAUUCACUCAGACGCCUGGAUCGCCCGGAUCUCCCGAGACGUCAUUCCAGUGGCUCACCGACAACAGCUUUCCUCAGGCGACGACUAUCUCCAACUGGGACGCGCUUCAGUAUAGCGACGGCUUUGUCGAUGACGCAGACGAUGACGAGCGCAAUCAACAACAGGAACAACGCCAACAGAGCAUCGGUCAAGGAGUCAAGGGCGAGCAUCUGACACAGUCAGAUCGGGAUAAGGAGGAGGACAUGAUGGCCAACAUCAUGGCGAACGGAGACCAAGCCAAGAAGGACAUGUACCUCCGCAACUCCCAGGCAACCCAUGCCAAGAGCAAGAAGGCAAAGAUCAACUUCUUUUCAGAACAGACUCGUUCGGCGUUCAAGGAUAUCCAGUUGAUGUACUCGUCGUUCUUUGGCCAUGGUUGGAACCUUUCUCGAUCCGAGUUCUGGAGGGGCUUUCAUGUCGUCCAGCAGUUCUAUGCCCGUCACCCCACACCAACGACGAACAAGGCAUUUGACGACAUCGAGAUCCUCGAGCAUGCCAGACAUUUUGUCCGCCUAGCUAUCGCCUCGUACGGAUCCCUCCCCUGGGUUUACUUUGGCUAUAGCUUCAAAGUCGCUCCCCUCAACUUUGUGCGCAUCAACUCGGACCGUAAGAACGUGCAGGACUACUUCAAGUUGAACAAGGAUGACAUGAUCGUUUGGCAUUUCGACAAGCGCACGGCCCUCGUCCCCAGUUACUACAUUGUCCGUGACCCCAAGUACAAUGCCCUCUGUAUUAUCAUCCGCGGCACUUUCAGCAUUACGGAUGCCAUGACGGAUUUGGUGUGCGAGUACUACCCUUACAAGGGCGGUCUGGUCCACAAGGGUAUCAUGGAUAAUGCGCGCUUUGUGCUUGAGCGCAGUGGCAAGGAUAUUGAGACAGCUUUGAGAAAGUUCAACCUCAAGACCAUCUACUGUAUUGGACACUCAUUGGGAGCAGGAUCGGCUUCCCUACUCUGCUCACUCCUCCAGGACCAUUUUGCCGACUACCUCACAACCCCCACCACAGAACUCCCAACCCCUCAAAACCUCGAAGUCAAAGCCUACCUCUUUGCACCUCCACCCAUCGCUACCCCCAACCUUGCCGCGCAAUGGGAACGGACCCAAAUCGCCUUUAUCAACGAAAACGAUAUCGUCGGUCGACUUUCUUAUGGAAACGCGCUCGAUCUCAAGGAACUCAUCAAGAUUGGAGCUAUUGAGUCUCUGAACCCCGCCUAUGAGGGUUUGUCGGCUAAGGAGAAGUUGGAUAGGAUCUUGAAGGUGCUGGAGGAGGCUCAGAAGCGAUUGCAGGCGGUCAAUGAUGUGCCGAGAUUGGUUACGGCAGGGACGGUGACAUACUUGCACAAGGUUUAUGAGGAUACGCCAGUGGUCAAGAAUAAGAAGGGAAAGGGGCGGAGGGAUAGUCAGUUUGGGCUUCCAGAGAACUGGGCCUAUGAAGAGUCGUCUAGCAACUCUGGGAGCCACCAGGCCAACGGUGGUGGACGUGCGCGUGGGAUGAGUGCCAGUUCUACGACCAGUAAUAACCCCUUGGUGCGCUCAAUUUCGGUGUUGUCGUCGGCUCUGAGUCUUAAGGGAAACAACCACGGACAUGGACAUGGACAGGCUCAGCACUCGAGACAGACAACGGUUUCAACUUUGGGAGGGUCGACAAGAGCCGCGCGGAUUGUGACCCCUUACCAGACCGGUCAACCUGCAGUCCGUCUCGAGAGCUCUGUCAGCUUGGCCCUUUCCGACUUGAAUGAGCGACACAAGGAAAUCUCCCAGCCCCAACCUCCGCAGGAGCUCCAGCAACAGGAAUCACUCGCGGUCGAGAGCGAGAGCCCCCCCUCCGAGUCGCGUAGGGUCUCAGCCACCUCGUUUGGCCCUCCUGUUCAAUAUGAGGGCUCCUCUGACGAACGUGCCCAAGCGACCGAAAGCAUCCUCCAACAAAGCCGUCAAGGCCAGCAACCUCCCCAACAACACCAAAAAUCCGACACCACAACAACCGUCACUCCCGCAUCGCCCUCCUCCACCAGCGAAUUCGACGACGACCUCUUGGACGGCAACGACUCAUCCGCCCCCUACGACUCUGACGACAACCGAACCUACACCACCACAAAGCCCAAAAAGAACGGGUCCAAGAAGAAAGAGAUCCGGAUUGAGUUCUCGGAUAAACGACAUUUCAUGGCGAUCCCCUUGAGGACUAAUUGGUUAUGGCAUCAUUUCCCGCAGCAGUAUGAUUCGAGGAUAGAGCGGGCGCUGGAGUGGGCGAAAGCGCUUAAGGAAAAGGAAGAGAAGAGACAGAGUCUUAGGGCGUCUCGGCAGCCGCAGCAGCCAAAGGUCUAA
Linnemannia hyalina is the source of this 3657-nucleotide messenger RNA. Lineage: Eukaryota; Fungi; Mortierellomycota; Mortierellomycetes; Mortierellales; Mortierellaceae. The record is from the annotation of a GenBank genome assembly.